Messenger RNA from Magallana angulata, 1337 nucleotides. RefSeq names its product multiple epidermal growth factor-like domains protein 11. Lineage: Eukaryota; Metazoa; Mollusca; Bivalvia; Ostreida; Ostreidae. Gene Ontology annotation, molecular function: scavenger receptor activity. Bases 45 to 1337 code for a protein of 430 amino acids. The transcript has 10 exons. The record is from RefSeq and is a predicted model, not a curated record.
CAUACCGAUAUCUUCUUGAAAAAGCAACCUACCAAAAUCUAAGAAUGGCCUGGUUAACACUGCUCAUCAAAAGUGGAAUAGUUCUGGUGUUGUUCUCAUUAACUUGUAGCGACGGAUAUGAAAAUUUAGCGUUACGGAGACCUGCAUGGGAACAGCAUCCAUGGCCAUAUACAGAUAAGGACUAUGGAAGUCAUAAUGCGGUGGAUGGAGAUUACUCUGAUCGUUCUGCAGCGGGAGGUCAAUGUUCGAUAUCGGCUGACAACAAUUACACGGAGGCAACUUGGGGGGUCGACUUGGGGGAGGUGGUCAGCAUCAGCCAUAUCGAUAUUUUCUACAGGACAGAUAAUGAGAAAAGACCAACAUCAUUCACAUCUCGGAUGGCAGGGUUUUCCUUGUAUGUUUCAAAUACAACCUCAAAGGACGACGGUCAUCUUUGUUUUCAUGAAAUACAAAAUGCUGUUGGCACGCCAUCAGAGGACCACCGAGUUCAAUGUCAAUUUUAUGCACGUUACGUCAUUUAUUACAACGAGCGCAGACCGGAGGUUGUUUAUCCGAGCUAUUACUCAGAGUUUGCGUACAGUGAUUUGUGCGAGGUUGAAGUUUAUGGUUGUAGAAAACCCGGAUAUUUUGGCAAUGAUUGCAAUUUAAUGUGUCCAGUCAACUGCCAGGAGAAGAGGUGUAAUAUCAAGUCAGGAUACUGUCUCGGUUGCCUUCCAGGAUACAAGGAUCAGAGCUGUAAACACAUCUGUGACAAGAUGACCUACGGAUUGGAAUGUGCUUUUAACUGCAGUAGAUGCAGGGACGGAACAUCGUGCCAUCAUGUAAACGGAACAUGCAUUCAUGGCUGUGAUAAUGGCUUAAAUGGUGACAUGUGCCAAAAAGAAUGCCUCUUGGGGUAUUACGGCCAAAAUUGUUUGCAACAAUGUAGUAAAAAUUGUUACGUUACCUCAAGAUGUGACCGAGUAACUGGGCAGUGCGACCGUGGAUGUAAAUCAGGUUGGACGACAAUCACUUGUGAUCAAAAGUGCGAUAUUGGUUAUUUUGGACCAGACUGCAAGUACAAGUGUGGUCAUUGUUUAAAUACCAGCUAUUGUCAUCACAUCAAUGGAAGCUGUUUGAACGGAUGCUCGCAAGGGUUUAAAGGAGAUGAUUGCAAAGAAGUGUGUCCGCAUGGUUAUUUCGGAAUAGAUUGUGUACACAAAUGCAGCACUUACUGUAGUGGAAAUGGAUCCUGCAGCCCCUUAACGGGAGUUUGUGAUAACGGCUGUAGGGUCGGAUGGAUGGGUUCAAAAUGUGGAACACCUAUUAAUACAGGUGUAACGCUGCGACCUAGUUAA